AUGGCUACAGUAGCUUUAUCAGGUCAAUUGGCCAAUAAGAUUAUAACCAAGAAUGGUGCCUUGAGCAUUAUUUAUAUAAAGUCAUCGUCGUAUAGUACUGAUGGUAAACCAAAUCUUGCUGCGUACAAACGAGGAACGGGUGGUCGCAGUAGUUUUAACGGAAUAGUUGCCACUGUCUUUGGUUGCUCCGGGUUUGUGGGAAGGUAUGUUUGCAACAAGCUUGGCAAAAUUGGUACACAAAUGAUAUUACCAUACCGCAGUGAUUUCUAUGAUGUCAAUAGACUUAAAGUAUGUGGUGAUCUUGGUCAAGUUCUGUUUACCCCAUUUGAUAUCAGAGAUGAAGAAUCCAUUGCGAAGGCCGUUCGUUACUCCAAUGUUGUUAUAAACCUGAUAGGACGCGAUUAUGAAACUAAGAACUUUAAAUACAUGGAUGUCCAUGUUGAAGGACCAAGGCGCAUUGCAAGAAUUUGCCGUGAGAUGGGUGUGGACAGAUUCAUUCAUGUGUCCUAUUUGAAUGCUGAAGAAAAUCCAAAACCCUUAGUUAUGAAAAAGCCAUCGAUGUACAAAAUCAGCAAGUAUCUGGGUGAGUGUGCUGUGAAAGAAGAGUUUCCAACAGCCACCAUAUUUCGCGCAUCCGAUAUUUACGGCUCCGAGGAUAGAUUUUUGAGAUCUAUUGCAUCUGGCUGGCGUUCUCAUGGCCACCUCUUGCCCGUGUACAAGAAUGGCAUGGAAACUGUGAAACAGCCAGUCUUCGUGUCUGAUGUGGCCCAGGGCAUCGUUAACGCCGCUCGCGAUCCUGACACUAGAUGUCAGAUUUACCAAGCCGUUGGGCCAAAGAGAUACCUUCUGGGCGACCUUCUCGAUUGGUUCUACAAGUUGAUGCGUAAAGACAAAAAGUGGAGUUACAUGCGCUACGACAUGAAAUACGACCCGAUACUUUUCCCUCUCCGUGUGGCCGCCGCUAACAUCCUCUCGCCGGCCUAUCCGUUCGGCGGUUUGCACUGGGAGGCCUUGGAAAAGGAGUCCACAACGGACCGAGUUGAGCCUGGUGUACCCACUUUGGAAGACUUGGGCGUGGUGUUGACGCAUAUGGAAGAUCAAGUGCCAUGGGAACUGAAGCCCUUCCGUGCAUACCAAUAUUACAUAGACAAGCUUGGCGAGUUCCCUAGACCUCCGAACCCCAAAGUGCAAGCGUGU
Messenger RNA from Iphiclides podalirius (scarce swallowtail), 1197 nucleotides. NCBI's taxonomy places the organism in Eukaryota, Metazoa, Arthropoda, Insecta, Lepidoptera, Papilionidae. The record is from the annotation of a GenBank genome assembly.